This is a messenger RNA of Magnolia sinica, 828 nucleotides long. RefSeq lists its product as uncharacterized. The record is from RefSeq and is a predicted model, not a curated record. The transcript is spliced from 2 exons. NCBI's taxonomy places the organism in Eukaryota, Viridiplantae, Streptophyta, Magnoliopsida, Magnoliales, Magnoliaceae. The coding region runs from base 466 to 777 and encodes 103 amino acids.
CUCUCUCUCUCUUGAUCUCAUGCGCCCCUUUUCUCUCUCUCGAUCUCCCCUCUCACGAACCCCUCUUCUCUCCCCAACCAUCCCCUCUCUCUCGAUCUCACGAAGACUUCCCUCUCUCACGCCAUAAUCUGCGUCCAUUUAAGGUAUGGAAGACUGAUUAAAUACCUACCAAACACUAGAAUUUCCCUCUGAAAACAGCCCCAAAUCCUACACGAUGAUACAUGGUUGAAGAAGAAGAAGAAGAAGAACCAGGUCCUUCUGGAAGGGUACGUAGCGACGGACGAGAAGAACGAUCCGAUUCGUCAACAUCAGCAGCAACAGCAGGGGAUGAUGUUGAGGAUGAAGAGCCUGACUGAUGGAGAUCUUGACGAACUGAAGGGGUGUUUGGAUCUAGGGUUUGUUUUCAACUAUGAAGAGAUCUCGGAGCUUUACAAUACCUUGCUGGCGCUCUAGCUCUACUACUCGAUGAGCCAAAGGUUCUUGGAUGAUCAGCGGCAGCAGCAGCAGAAGUCUAUGGAUGGGAGGGAUGCAGAGGAGGCAUGCUCCGUGUCAUCAACGGCCGCGAGUCCGAUCAUGAAUUGGAAGAUUUCAAGUCCUGCAAUGCAGGGACAUUGGCAAGGAGCUUUGUUGGAUGAUAUGGGCCCUCCAAAUAGCACACUUGCACAGAUGGAUGGAGAAAGUCAAGUAGACAGUCAUGAAUUGCCGUGGAUUGAUUUGGCAACCAUACAACUUGCCACCAAUAACUUUUCGGAGGCAAAUAAGCUUGGACAAGGUUGAUUUGGCCCUGUUUACAAGGUAAUAAAUAUUUCAACCUAACUUGGAAGGACU